Messenger RNA from Neurospora hispaniola, 1118 nucleotides. RefSeq lists its product as uncharacterized. NCBI's taxonomy places the organism in Eukaryota, Fungi, Ascomycota, Sordariomycetes, Sordariales, Sordariaceae. The transcript has a single exon. Bases 346 to 636 code for a protein of 96 amino acids. The record is from RefSeq and is a predicted model, not a curated record.
UCGCUGCAAUGCAAGACGGCAAAGAGUGUGAUUGAUACUGUAGAAGCAGUCAGAAGAAGGGAAACCGGCAUCACCACCACUCAGCGGGCAACCACCACCACCACCAUCACCAAACUCUUGGCAACGCUCUUGGCGUCAAUAGUAUUGGUCAGUCCCAGCCGUCACCUUGCCCGUCCCGACCAAUCAUUUUGCAUCACGCACGCUUUGUGCUCAAUCUUUCGUUCUUUACAUGUACGCAGUACGCUCUUUGUUACAUACGCUGCAGCAGGUAUCUUUCCCUGCAUCUUUUCAUUUUUAGGGAAAGCAACUGGGAGCGAGUCCUUCGGGAAGUCAUGCAGUCUUGAGAUGGUUGCUAGGACAGAUUGGGCAUGGUCGGGUUUACCUCUUCUUAUUGGAUGGAGCAAAUACGAUCUGCGAGAGUGUGGUUGUUGUGGUGUUGCGAUGCUGCGGUUUGGUAGAGUGAAGAUGGUGUUGAUCUCGGAAGGUCUGAGACGGACGGCUCAGACGGGACGGGAUCAAGACGAGAGAAGAGUAAGCGAGAGGGGAAAACUGAAGGGAGAGGCUGGAUGGAUUGGAGAUAAGACUUGGAAGUUCAUUUCGCCAGGACUGGUGUCAGACACAUGUCCUUCGCCAUGACAGACGGAAGACUAGAAGAUGAUGGACGGACAGCCGACUGUAAAUCAUAAAGUGAAGGCAUUCCAACAUCUGGCUAGCUUUGCGCGUGUAUGUCAAGUGGUUGAGUGCCAUCUCGCCUACCCUUACCCCAACCCGUCUAGUCGAAACGAAGCCAGCUGCGUGCGUGCGCCCCCUUCAAUAGAUCACUGCACACAACUCCAAAUUCGGGGUAGUCAAUUUUGGGCGUUGAUGAUAACGGGCGACAGCAGAGCUUCCAUGUUACCGCGAUAGCUUUGCCUCGUCACCGGGUCAGUAACAUCCAACCUACCAUGCCCGAAAGAAGCGGCUGAAGAAAAAGUGGCGUUAUCGGAGCAGCAUUGCAGAUAGAACAUCAAUCCCGCAACCAUACAAAUCGUUCACGUGGUUGAACCCAAUGAAGAACUGCAUGGAUGCUAUCGUGGAUUUUGGGUAUUCAGCCUCGGCUGCCUUGUCCUCCCCCGCGU